UUGCAAACUCAUAGCCAAACUCACAACAAAACAUGACAAGCCUGUCGAGGUUUAGUGGCUGCCCUCUCUCUUGCGUCAACCCCGGGGAGAGCAAUACUGAACCCAGCGUGGUGCUGCCACCUUUGGCAGGAGAGCACAUGGGGCACCCCACUGGCAGUUCCUUAAAACUCUGCCCCUCGCACAAUUUGCGAGACUACCCCGAGACGAGGUCCAGUGCAUAUGUUGACCAUUCGGUUCCCCAUUUUUCAGACUCUGGAUACCCCAGCCACCGGUUAGAGCACAGCCCUAGGGGCAUUAUCAUUGGAGCCAAUCUUUCUGGAGCCGGCAUGCCACCCGUCACUGAUCAACUGGCAUCAAGACCUAACCAACAUGGCGGGAUUGGGAGGUAUCGUGACUUUCCUGGCUGCAGAGACAGCAGAAGCCAUGCUUUUUUCACAACUUAUCAGGAGCAGGCCCAUGGCUCCUCCGACGCAAAUCUCGGCAGUCAGAUGAUGUUGGGUCUACCUGGGGACCUCCUCACUCGGACUCACCCUUAUGGCCAAACUAUCAGCCCAAGGGGAAACAGCCAGCAGCUUGUCACCCAAUUCCUGGGUCUGUACAAACCUCUGAACAUGGCAAUUCAGCGUGGAGGAGGCGACGCUUUCCUCAGGUGCUCCAAACAAAAUGUGAAGCACGAGCUGGUGUGCAAGUGGAGUGACGGCCAAGAGGGGGCUGGGAAGCUGCCCUGCUCCAGAGCCUUCGGGACCAUGUAUGAACUUGUCACCCAUGUGACAGUGGAGCAUGUCGGAGGACCAGAGCACUCUGAAUAUGUGUGUCACUGGGAGAAUUGUCAGAGGGACAGAAAGCCUUUUAAAGCUAAAUACAAGCUGGUGAACCACGUCAGAGUCCACACAGGGGAAAAGCCCUUUCCCUGCCCCUUCCACGGCUGUGAGAAAGUUUUUGCAAGAUCAGAAAAUCUUAAAAUCCACAAGAGGACUCACACAGGUGAAAAACCUUUUAAAUGCGAGUUCGAGGGCUGCAACCGGAGGUUUGCGAACAGCAGCGACCGAAAGAAGCAUUCUCACGUGCACUCCAGUGAUAAACCCUACAUGUGCAAAGUCAGGGGCUGCGACAAGUGUUACACCCACCCGAGUUCCCUGCGAAAGCACAUGAAGCUGCAUUGCAACAAGGCCCAUGUCGCCAAAAGCGGUGAUGUGCGCCCUGGCGACGGGGAGCACCUUGCAGAGGCCAGGUCACCCCAGGUCCCGGAUGGAGCCCAGCCCAGCCCCUCGCAGCCCCCCACCUCGACUCAAGAUGUCCCCAUGUCCCCAGAGAGUCGAGACGAGUCAACCCUGAGGUCACGUUUCCAUCACACGUUUGACAACAGUUUGGACUACUCGACACACAGGUCACAGCCCCUCUUGGACCCCUUGUUGAUACAGAGAGGCAGCUACAGGUCCCAGUCCUCCCAGUACCCCUGCGGCCAGACAGGCCACACUUUUGCCCAGAGUUCAAGGACUUUUUCCUCAACCUCCCCCUUUCAGAAAAGUCUUGUUAAUGGGUGGUACACAUGCCACAGCGGCGUUGACUCUUUCUCACCAAAGCAAUGUAAUAACAUACAAUCUAUUUGAGUUCCUAUUAGGCCCCGUGAUGGCGGCUUACAGUUUUUUUCGGCCUAUUUUUUCAUGUCACAUAGCCUACAACUUACAUGUAUUACAUAUUGGUCUCUGUAUUUUUGUGGAUGUGGUAUGAAAUGAUUUGUGACAUGUCAUGGGUCAUCCUACUGAAAUUUUGCAUUGCGAAAUGUGGUGAGCUUUAUCUGUUGUAUGUGAGGCCUGUUUGGAGGGGUUUGGGUCUUAGCCUAUAUCCAAACCGAUUUUCCCAUAAUGGGUCAUUAGUAACUACUUAAAAUCUGUACAGGCUGUUUGCCGUAUUGCAUAACUAUCAUAGAUAUCUUAAGUGAGAAAAGAAAUUACGAAGUUUUUUUUUUUUUUUUUUUAAAUGAAAAUUUGUGUGUUGAGUCCUCUGCAUAAACAAAUUACAGCAACAGAACCUAUAGGCUAUUAUUGAAAAGUAAAACGACAGUCUUUUGCUGAAUGUAGCCCUCAGUGUAGGGGUCGUUGUUGAAUGUAAAGUAGGUGUAAUGUAUCGCGGGGAAUUAUAGAAAUAUUACUCAUGUCUUUAUGUACUUUGUCGGAAGAUGAAAUAAAUACUCGGAAUAUUUUUUGCCACGUUUGAUUUGCGGACCUUUAGCAGGCCUACAUGACAUAAGGCACGAGUUGUCUGUAAUUUAAAAAUAAUAAAACUGCUAGGCUGAUAAGCAUCUUAUUCAUUUGUAGAUAUUUUAGGCAUGAGAUGAAAGUGAUUAGGCCAUGAAGAUUUCCAUGGGUCUUUUUUUUCCCCUGGUUAGUUAGGCUACUUCUCCACUCUUCACCCCUCUCCUUUCAUUACACAUUCGUAUUCUUGUUUGUAUAAUAUGUAUAUUUCACACUUGUGUGUAAAAUAAGCAAGUUUUAUUGGGGAUCAGUGUGAGCAUAAACCACAGUGUUCGUGAUGCUAUUAAAAACGUGUA
Myripristis murdjan (pinecone soldierfish) is the source of this 2551-nucleotide messenger RNA. It is a transcript of the gene zic6, whose product is annotated as zic family member 6. The transcript has 2 exons. Gene Ontology annotation, molecular function: DNA-binding transcription factor activity, RNA polymerase II-specific; RNA polymerase II cis-regulatory region sequence-specific DNA binding. The record is from RefSeq and is a predicted model, not a curated record. Gene Ontology annotation, biological process: regulation of transcription by RNA polymerase II. The coding region runs from base 33 to 1610 and encodes 525 amino acids. NCBI's taxonomy places the organism in Eukaryota, Metazoa, Chordata, Actinopteri, Holocentriformes, Holocentridae. Gene Ontology annotation, cellular component: nucleus.